Molecule: messenger RNA, 1522 nt
Organism: Brachypodium distachyon (stiff brome)
Lineage: Eukaryota; Viridiplantae; Streptophyta; Magnoliopsida; Poales; Poaceae
Product: CASP-like protein 1U3
Exons: 2
Coding region: 631-1263 (210 amino acids)
Source: RefSeq, a predicted model, not a curated record
AAUCAUUUAGAGAAAUUGGUACUAUGCACACGAGCAUUUUAGUUGGCAAAAGGUCUAUUUUUACCUAUCAAUAGCUAUUGCCAGGUCUAGGUCUGUUCUGUAAACUUUACAUCGGAUAUUUUUGUUCAACGAUGAUGGGACACCGCCGGUUUCUCAUAUGUGUCAACCCAGUUGGCCCAAAAAAAAUGAGGAAAAUCAUUGGAAGGAAAAAAAAAAUAAAGAGACAGAAGAGAACACGUCCUCCAUUCCAAUCAUUGAAACCAAGCUCUCGAUUAGAGAAAAGAAAUGCAGCGCUAGUCGUGAUAAGACAAAUAAAACUGUUACCACCAAUCAUGGUCCUGUAACUGCUACAAAAUUAACAAGUGAGAUUGGACGACAAAUGCAGCAACCAGCGAGUAAUAAAUAUAAAAAAACAAUUUAGACAAGCCAAGUUUGUUGAUGCACCCUCCAAUCACAAGCCAAGUUGACCAAAUUAACUUCUAUGCAUGCAGUCUCUAUGAAUAUAUAUACAUACACACCAGCCGGCCGGUCUCAAAGUCCCAAGCAGUGAGCUAAUUGAGCUAGCUUGGAAGCAACUUCCUCUUCCAAAUUAACCAAAGCUCAGUUGCUAUCUUCUUCUUCUUCCUCUCGAUGACAACGCACUGCGGCAAUGGCCACAAGUCCUCGUCCAAGGGCGGCCCGAACGCGGUGAACAUCGCCGGCCGCAUCGCCGCCAUGGCUCUCGCCGUCGCCUCGGCGGCGCUCAUGGCCACGGCGAGCCAGUGCACCGUGCUCCUCCCCAACGGCUCCCCCGCCCACACCGUCACCUACAGCGACUUCAGCCCCUUCGUGUACCUGGUGGCGGCGAACGCGAUAGCGGCGUUUAUGGUGGGCGCGGCGAUCAUCCUGAGCGUGUGGAAGAAAGGCAAGGGGAAGCCUUCCAGGUUCCUCCUGCCGUUCCUCGAUGCCGCCGCGCCGGCGCUGCUGUACUCGGCCACCGGCGCCGCCUUCGCCGCUGGGCAGUACAUGUCCUACUGCUCGACCCAAGGGCGGCGGGUCAGCGUCUGCGAUGUCGUCGCCGGGGAAGGCGCCGUGAGAGGGACGACGAGGAGCUUCUGCAGCCAGGUGCACAUGGCGAUGUACAUCUCGCUGGCGGCGGCGGCGGCGGCGUCGGCCGCCGAGUUGGCGAAGAACGUGCCGCUGUCGCUGGGCUGUGGGUCCGACGGGUCAGACUCCGAGUCUGAGGCCGGCGGAUGCGGCCAUGGAUGCCACAGCAAGCAUUAAUUAGGAACUUGUUUUGCCUUUGUGGUUAAUUUGAAUAAAUUCGCCACAUUUCUAGUUAAUCGUUUGGGAGUUUGCAAGCAUGCGUGUGCAUGGUGGCCAAGUUUGUGCGUAUCUGAAUUUUGUCACUGAAGAUCUUUUGUUGGGAUGUUUUGCAUUUUGUGUGCUGCUCUUUUGUAAGUAUCAGGAGUAUAUAUUUAUAUAAGAAGUGUAUUGUACAAUGUAUUAGUACAUCUGUAAUACUAUUUGCAUUUUCACUCUA